AUGGCCCCAAACGAAUCAUCCGGCAGGUUCGCGGAGCACUUCAAGAGACUCGCUGCUAACUUCCCCCAAGAUGGAAACUGCUUCCUCGAACGUGCUUUUCCCAGCCGACGGGCUCGAUAUACCCUGCAAAUGGUUCAGACCACAGGCGACAUCGUCAGCCAAAAACGUCAUACUCUUUAUGCAUGGCGCUUCGGCUCUCCGAGCGGCCACCGCAAGCUCAGCGCUCAUCUCGCGCUGGCAUCGAACUGCCUCCUGCUAAGCGUCGACUACCGCCUCAGCCCGGAGAUCCAGUUUCCCGCCACCCUCGAUGACUGCAUUAUCUUACAAGAAUACGGUAAACUGUAG
This is a messenger RNA of Cladophialophora yegresii CBS 114405, 345 nucleotides long. RefSeq lists its product as uncharacterized. The record is from RefSeq and is a predicted model, not a curated record. The transcript has 3 exons. Bases 1 to 345 code for a protein of 114 amino acids. Gene Ontology annotation, molecular function: hydrolase activity. NCBI's taxonomy places the organism in Eukaryota, Fungi, Ascomycota, Eurotiomycetes, Chaetothyriales, Herpotrichiellaceae.